Molecule: messenger RNA, 1530 nt
Organism: Melampsora larici-populina 98AG31
Lineage: Eukaryota; Fungi; Basidiomycota; Pucciniomycetes; Pucciniales; Melampsoraceae
Exons: 5
Coding region: 535-1530 (331 amino acids)
Source: RefSeq, a predicted model, not a curated record
GUCACAUCAUCGGAAGUGUAUCAUCAUCAAAUCCAUCUCCUCAAAGUUAUCGGCAUCAGAAAGACAACAAAACUGAUACCUUAACAAGACUUCAUUUGAUAUAAUCAAGUGAUAUCCCUGACCAGAAUAAGCGUAGAAACCUUGCGAAAUAUCUUGACGCUGGUUGUUGUAGCUUGUCCGUAGGACACGCAUCUUGAUGCCAAGUGACCAUGGGCCGACAGUGACGCUCAGUAGGAGUUAUCCGAGGUCUGUUCGUUGGCGGCCCUAUGUAGGUGCUCUUCUCUACGACGUGCCUUGCAAGUGGUGGCGAAGGGGCGGUCGAAAGAUACCGGGGUGAGGUUGGGUGCUUUGCGAUGGGCCUCCAUGUACAUACAUCUCGACCUCCGUAUCUGAGAACGCAUCGUAAUGCAUGAAAUUUGAAGUGACUAUGAGACUGGUUGACUCUGCUUCAAUGCCGCAUGUACAUAUGGGUGGCAACAGCAGCCAAGUCUUGAUUCAACUAUCGACAAUCCAGAUCUCCACCUCUCUCUCAUCAUGAAAUUCUACAUCCUCUUGACUAUCAUCUUGCAAAUAUCGCCGCGAUUGGGGGACAUCAACUCGGUUUCUGUUUUCCAUAUGAGUGAUUCAGCGCUUGAUGAACGGAGUAGCUUCAGUCCUUUACAAAAACGCAAAACUUCUCGCAAUGUUGUUGAAUGUAGACCCACAGAUCGGGCACCAUUCGGAGGUAUAUUGCAAGACUGCUUAGUAUGUGCCGGCCAGUUGUCGAAACAUCAUUUGUCUUGUACCAUGCUCAAAACGUGUGCCGUCGUGAUAGUAGAGCCGACCACGGGGAAGCCAUCCAAAGUUGAAAAAAUGACAGUCGAGGAGCUCGUAUAUCGUUUGCCUCAGUCGCUGGACUCUACUUGUACUGUUACACCCCUACUAAGAUUCAUUUCACCACACACACACACACGAACACUUCUUCACCCAAUUCAUUCAUCUAUAAUGUCUUCUGAAGCUCGUUUACGAAUCGUCAAACUCGACGACAACAAUUACCCCGAAUGGAAGGGUGAUAUCACCGGUGCUCUUAUGUCGGCCUCACUUGACGAGUUCAUCGACUCGGAUGCAGAAGUUGUUCCUGCACCAGAAGGACCGGUUUCACAAGAGCGAAAAGUUCUUUAUGACGUUUAUGUCAUGCGACAACGCAAAGCCGCAGGUAUUAUGUUCAGUCAUAUGACUCAACAAUUCCGUAUCAUCGUGGAAUCAGAAGGCUUUAUCUAUCAGCCGUUGAAAAUCUGGUUACUCAUGAAAGAAAAGUUUCAAGCCACAACCUCUAGUAGUAAGGGUAGAGCUUAUUCAGCUUUCACUCGUAUUAUUUUCACUUCUCUUGAUCAAUAUAUCAAGGACACUCGAUCGGCUUUGGCAACUAUGAGAGCUUGCAGUGUAAAUUUCUCUGAUGAUCUCCAAGAGUUAAUCGGCGAAACUAUAGUGGAAAACUUCCAAAUUCCAUGGAGACAACCUUAUCUCUUUUUGAUUCUAAAUGACCUUUAA